CAUACACAUAUAUUUUAUUUAGUUUGAUAAAAAAUUUAAAUAAAAUAUGUAUAAAUUUAAGAGCUGUAGUGACACAGAAAACGAAAUAUCUAGAGGCCCAUUAAUUUUUACCCAACUGGAAACUACAGCUAACGUUUUAAUAAGUGAAACUUUCGAACUGCAGCAAGAAUUCGAAAGAAAAACUAAAUUUGUAAAUGAACAAUUUAAAAAAAUUUGUAGAAAUGAAAAAGAAAUUAUAAAUAUUUUUUAUAUGUUGGAGGUUGUGCAACAACAAUUCUCCAAAGUUGAAGAGGAAUUAAAAACAAUCGCAUGUAUGUUGCAACAAUUCUACGCCAAGGUGCAACAUUUAGAAGUUCUUAGUCAAAUGGAAACCUUUUGUAUGAAAAGCCAUUGUAUCUGUGGUCAUUAUGGCCUUUGUAAUUGCAAAACAGAACGUAAAAUUUUCCUGGAAUUGUUAGAAGAAACAAAUAGAAAAAUGGAAAAUCUACCGAGUGUUUUAGAUGAUAUGAAAGAGCUGCAAGAAUAUGAAAGAUUAAAAAAUCCGUAUAUCGAAAUAUUUGCCAUUUUAAAUCUUCAUUGUAUCCUACUUAAUAAUAUUGAGAAAAAAUUAGAUUUAUUAACAGACAAGUGGGCUAGCAUAGAAUUACUGCAGAAAAAAGCAAAUAAAAGAUUAUUACUGUAAUAACAUUAUGUAACUAUUAUUGUAAUUAUUCUUUCAAAUCAAUUUGUUAGAAUUUUUAAUUAAUAUAAUUGCAAAUAAUCUUCUCCAUAUGUUACCUUUUAGACAUUUUUCAUGCAAUACCCAAUAGUAGACAAAUCAUUUACUUACCUAAAAAGAAAGAUAAUAAAU
Lucilia cuprina (Australian sheep blowfly) is the source of this 850-nucleotide messenger RNA. RefSeq lists its product as uncharacterized. The record is from RefSeq and is a predicted model, not a curated record. Bases 47 to 682 code for a protein of 211 amino acids. The transcript is spliced from 2 exons. NCBI's taxonomy places the organism in Eukaryota, Metazoa, Arthropoda, Insecta, Diptera, Calliphoridae.